Molecule: messenger RNA, 2652 nt
Organism: Knipowitschia caucasica
Lineage: Eukaryota; Metazoa; Chordata; Actinopteri; Gobiiformes; Gobiidae
Source: the annotation of a GenBank genome assembly
AUGACGGCGGAAGAGGUCAUCCACAUAAAAGAGGCCGAGGUCAUCAAGCUGAUCCUGGACUUCCUGAACCACAGACGGCUCCACAUCAGUAUGUUGGCCCUGGAGAAGGAGAGCGGCGUCAUCAACGGACUCUACUCUGACGACAUGCUGUUCCUGCGGCAGCUUGUGUUGGAUGGCCAAUGGGAGGAAGUUAUGCAGUUUAUCCAACCUCUAGAAGGACUGGAGAAAUUUGACAAGAAAAGGUUUCGCUUCAUAAUUUAUAAACAGAAGUUUCUGGAAGCAUUGUGUGUAAAUAACGCAAUGUCUGCAACAGAGGAUCACAUGAAUCUGGAGAUCUCCAUGCAGGAGGCGGUGAAGUGUCUGAACAGUCUGGAGGAGUUCUGUCCGACCAAAGAGGACUACAGCAAACUGUGUCUGCUGCUGACCCUGCCGCGCCUCACCCACCACGCCGAGUUCAAGGAGUGGAACCCCAGCACGGCCCGGGUGCACUGCUUUGAGGAGGCCUGUGCCAUGGUGGCCGAGUUCAUCCCUGCAGACAGGAAGCUGAGCGAGGCAGGCUUUAAGGCCAGCGGCAACCGGCUCUCUCAGCUGCUCAUUAAAGGCAUCCUGUAUGAGUGCUGUGUGGAGUUCUGCCAGAGUAAAGCGACCGGAGAGGAGAUCACCGAGGGGGAGGUUCUUCUGGGAGUGGACUUACUUUGUGGAAAUGGCUGUGAAGAGUUGGAUCUGUCGCUCCUGUCCUGGCUUCAGAACCUCUCGUCUGGAGUCUUCACUUGUGCGUUCGAACAGAAGACCCUGAACAUUCAGGUGGACAAACUGGUAAAGCCGUGUAAGCCAGGCCACGCAGACCUGCUGACCCCGCUGAUCCACAGCCUGUCCCCCUGCCCCACCUCGCCCUUCCACCAGAGGGCUCACUCAGCGGAUACCUACAUGUCCAGGUCCCUCAACCCGGCUCUGGACGGACUGUCACAUGGACUCUCGGCGCAGGACAAGAGGGGGAUGGGGGCAGAGGCCAAGGCCGCUCUGAGCCGCAGCCUGAUCGAAAACCACUGCCACCAACAGGAGGACUCACCGGAACGUAAACUUCCACAGGGCCUCGAUGGUCCUAACACCGUCCGCACUCCUCUGACCCCGGGCAAAGAUGGCGGACCGCUCUCCAGCUCUGAACCACAUGAGCAGCGUGGAUCCACCGAGCAGAUCCAGGAGUACUAUCGGCAACGUCUGCGGGUUCAGCAACAUCUGGAACAGAAACAGCAGCAGAAGCAGCUGUACCAACAGAUGCUUUUAGAGGGAGGAGUCAAACCACAACAGGUUUCCCACAACAACCUCACCGAGACCUUCCUCAACAGAUCUAUUCAGAAGUUGGAGGAGAUGAACGUGGGACUGGAGCACAGAGAUGAGGUGUUGGGGCAGCAGUGGAACGGACUGACGGGAAACUGCCACACAAGUCUCGGGACGACAAACCACCAACACACGCCCGACACACAAGAGAAGCCAGACGGUGUUCGGAGCAGCAGCACCCCCUUGAGGACGGGAGAGCACCCCAUGCCCUGCCCUGGCGAGUCUCCAGUGCCCAUCAGCUGCAGUGCUGAAAAGAUCAGGGUCCAGAAUCCACCUGAGACUUCCAAGACUUCAGAGACUUCAGCCUCUCGUCAGACUCAAGAGCCCGGGAGAACCAAAGCCCAAUAUCUAAGAGUCACGCAGCUGGAGGACACUCAGGCACUGCGGGCCGUGGCCUUUAACCCUUCAGGGUCACUCUACGCCGUGGGCUCCAACUCCAAGACCCUGCGGGUCUGUGCGUACCCAGACUCUCUGUCCCCAAGCACUGGGGUCAAACCUGCAGCAGUGCGUUUUCAAAGGAACAAACAUCACAAAGGCUCCAUCUACUGCGUCGCCUGGAGUCACUGCGGGCGACUCUUGGCCACGGGCUCCAACGACAAAUACGUGAAAGUUCUGCCUUUUAAUCCACAAACCUGCAACGCCACAGGACCGGACCUGGAGUUCAGUAUACACGACGGCACCAUCAGAGACCUGGCCUUCAUGGAGGGUCCGGAGUCUGGGGGGUCCAUCCUCAUCAGUGCAGGGGCCGGAGACUGCAACAUCUACACCACAGACUGUCAGAGGGGCCAGGGCCUGCAUGCACUCAGCGGACACACAGGCCAUAUUCUGACCGUGUACACAUGGGGAGGCUGGAUGAUCGCGUCGGGUUCCCAAGACAAAACGGUUCGAUUUUGGGAUCUGCGAGUGCCCAGCUGUGUCAGAGUCAUCAGUACGACACUGCACGGCUCAGGAAGUGCGGUGGCUUCUGUGGCGGUGGACCCCAGUGGUCGCCUCUUGGCCUCGGGGCAGGAGGACAGCACCUGCACGCUCUACGAUAUUAAAGGAGGUCGUAUCGUUCAGACGUAUCGCCCUCACAGCAGCGACGUCCGCUCAGUUCGCUUCUCACCCGGAGCUCAUCACCUUCUGACCGCCUCCUACGACAACAGCAUCAUCAUCAGUGACCUCCAAGGCGACCUGACUAAGCCCCUCCCCCAGGUCGUGGUGGGGGAGCACUGGGAUAAAGUGAUCCAGUGUCGUUGGCAUCCUCACCACCGGAGCUUCCUCUCCUCGUCUGCGGAUCGUACCGCGGUGCUCUGGGCGCCACAGUCGCCCUGA